Messenger RNA from Ruditapes philippinarum (Manila clam), 1463 nucleotides. RefSeq names its product low-density lipoprotein receptor-related protein 4-like. The transcript is spliced from 9 exons. Gene Ontology annotation, cellular component: plasma membrane. Gene Ontology annotation, molecular function: protein binding. Lineage: Eukaryota; Metazoa; Mollusca; Bivalvia; Venerida; Veneridae. The annotation marks the transcript as partial. The record is from RefSeq and is a predicted model, not a curated record.
AGUUCGUAUAUUAAAAAUAUUUGAUAAAAAAUAGUAUGCCGUAAUGAUAUGCAAUUAGUUAAGAAACGAUAAAGAAGUAACUGCCUCUGAACAUUUAGAUGAGCAUUUUACUAGCGAAGGUAAAACUACAGAAUUCGUGAAUAUAAGCAUGGAAUCGUUCAAAUGCUUGAAUGGACAUUCAAUAUCCUAUAACAACAAAUGCGACGGCAAGUUUGACUGUGAAGACUUGUCUGACGAAACGUCUUGUCUGAGUGACUUCAAAGAGCACCCAUUACACCAGAAAGGAAGCGUAUUUCUUUCCUUACCGGGGCAUCUUGAAAUCAACUCAUUCUUUCAAUGUGGAAGCCAGGAAUGGGUAUCCAUUAUAUCAAAAUGUGACAAAGUUAAAGAUUGCGCUGAUGCAUCCGAUGAGAUAGGCUGUUCGAAAAAUGGACAAUGUGAAGAAGAUGAAUUUCAAUGUUCAGAUGGUGAUUGCAUACAUGCCAGUCAAGUUUGCAAUCAUAUCAUAGAUUGUGUGGACUCUACAGAUGAAUAUUGUGAUUUUGGAGAAUGUCAGUCCAAUGAAUAUAAAUGUGACAAUGGUGAAUGUAUUGAAAAUGACAAGAAAUGUGACGGAUUCUCACACUGUCUUGACAAUAGUGACGAAAACAACUGCGAAUCAUGUAAUAUCACCAAAGCAUUUCAUUGCGACGUUGUGAAAUGCGUAGAUAACCGUUUGAUAUGUGACACCUAUACCGACUGUGACGAUGGCAGUGAUGAAUCCAAUUGCUACAACAAAGGUUUUACAUCAUGUCAAGAUGUUUGGAAUGCAGGUUACCGACAGACAGGAGCCUAUCUGAUACAUAACAUUGAAGUUAAAUGCGACUUUGAUACCGUGUUAUCUAAGGGUGAAAUGUAUCUCUACUUCAUAAAUAGAGAUAUAUACUGGACAUCACCCCAGCCCUGGUUCCUUGAGUAUUCCAAUAGAGGAUAUACAUAUUAUAGAGUAGGACACGAAACAGAAGACUUGGAAAUAGAAGAAAUCUUUUAUAUAGAACGAAACUCAUGUUACAUGCAGGCAAUUCAGGAAUGUAGCCCGGUGCAUUUGUCCAUCAUUGAGUUCGAUGAGGACUUUUACACGGAAGAAAUUGGCCAGUGUCUUACUGACGAAUUUGCGUAUUAUUGUCUAUUUGGUUGUUCAAAACACUGGGUGAGAAGUUAUUACUACGAGAACUCGUACUUCAAUAAACGUGUAUCAAGAAUGCAUUUAUCUCAAUACGGAAAAUUCAUUUACUCGUACGCGAAAAAUUACGAGCUUUUACCAUGGCCGACCAAGUGUUCGUAUGAUUUUGAAGCUAAGGAAGAUGUUCUUGUCUGUGAGACAGAUGUCAAAGUGAUACCUAAUUACCUUAAAUGUAUGUACGACACUGACUCAAAUGGAGUUAUACUCGGUUGUAGAUCCGCAAGUCAUCUAAAGAACUGUG